UUGACACUGGUGGUAGGAAUGGCGGCUAAGAUUACUACAGGAAGGACCCCAAAGACCAAGAAACUUUACUUCUAACGGCCCCGCUGAGGAAUCUGUUUGCAGCGAGACGCGGACAAGCCAUCGCACAGCGGAUCGAAGGGCGAAGAACGGCCACAACGUGAGAUACACGCAGGAGAAGUCCAGGCUGACUAAGUGGACGCACUUUGCGACUCGCUAGUUAGCUUAACGUUAGUGCCACUGAUUUUGAUUCAAGGUAGCCGUUAGCUCGCCGUACUGCUAGCCAGCUGUUGGCUAUUUGCCUCGGCUGGCCCAACAAGUUAACGAAGUAAUUAACUGUAUGAAAACAUUCAUUGUUUGAAUAUCUGAGCGUUGACCAGCUGUCGCUAUCAACGGCUAGUAUUAGAGUUUAUGUUACAGAGAGUAGGACGAGGCGACAACAAGUCGACACGGCGCGUUGAUAACAUUAUUUCGGCUAACCUAGCUCGUGCCGUAACGCUAGCUAAGUUGGGAUCUCCCAAGUCUCGCCCAUUUGUGGAUCCUGCCCUAGCCAUUGGCUAAGGGCUAAUCAUCGGCCAAGUAGUCUGGAUUUCAGGGGGUCCGCUGGCACCACGAUGGAAAGUCUAACGCUUACUGAUGUCGAGCAGAAAUAUUACUCGGAUCUGUUCAUCUACUGCGACACGGACAACACCAAAAAAGUGGCUUCCAACGGGAGAGUUCUUGACCUUUUCCGGGCGGCCCAGCUACCCAGCGAAGUUGUCCUGCAGAUCACGGAGCUGUGUGGAGCCACUCGGCUGGGUCACUUCGGGCGGAGUCAGUUCUACAUCGCUCUUAAACUUAUUGCCGUUGCACAGUCCGGUCUGCCCCUGAGGGUGGAAAGCCUCAACUCGGUCAAAGACCUGCCGUUGCCCAGGUUCGUGGUGGGGAAGAACGAGGCAGAGGCGAGGCACGCGGCUCUGUACCAGGACUCAGACGCUCAGGGGCUGUACCCGACCUCUGCCGCUGCAGCGAUGCCCCGCCCACCAGGCAGGGGUUUCCAGAGCAAGAAAGGACCCCCAUCAUCCACUUCACUUCCUGGCCACGAGGUCAUCCAGCCCCUUGCACCCAGCAUAGAACCGCAGCCCGAACCGACGUCCCCCGUGGUCUCCCCUCACCAGUCUCCUCCCACCUCCCCUCCCUCGUGGAGGAAGCACCAGCGGCAGCCCAGUGGAGGAGCCACAGACAGACAGGCGGUGGUGGCUCCAGCCGGAGCUGUGUGGACGCACUUCAGAGAACCACAAGCAGGCCCAGCACCCGGUGAGGGAAUGUGGCCGUCCCACUCGCCCCCGGCUCCAGGUCAGGAAAGUUGGGUCAGUUUUACAGCAGACACCCCGCCAUCCAUCCCAGGAAUGCAUCCCUCGUCAGUCCAGGAAAGCACAACGAUACGAACGGUGGCCUCGGCAGCGAUGACCAACGAGAUCCAGCGGCAGUCCAGCGGCUACGACGACCCCUGGAAGAUCACAGACGAGCAAAGACAGUAUUAUAUUAACCAGUUCAAAACCAUUCAGCCAGACCUCGGCGGCUUCAUACCUGGUUCCGCCGCAAAAGAAUUCUUCACCAAAUCCAAACUACCAAUUUUAGAGUUGUCACAUAUUUGGGAGCUGUCAGACUUUGAUAAAGACGGAGCACUGACCCUAGACGAGUUCUGCGCUGCCUUCCACCUGGUUGUAGCCAGAAAGAAUGGCUACGACCUCCCAGAGAAGCUGCCAGAGAGCCUGAUGCCAAAGCUGAUUGACCUGGAUGACUCAGCAGAGGGCUCGGAGCAGACUGCUGACGUCGGAUACUCGGGCUCCCCGGUGGAGGUCACGCCCAGCAAGUCCCCCUCUAUGCCUUCACUCAACCAGGCCUGGCCAGAGAUGAACCAGAGCAACGAGCAGUGGGAGACGUUUAGCGAGCGUUCCUCCAGCUCACAAACUCUGACCCAAUUUGACUCUAACAUUGCACCAGCUGACCCUGACACGGCUAUCGUCCACCCGGUCCCCAUCCGGAUGACCCCCAGUAAGAUCCACAUGCAGGAGAUGGAGCUGAAGAGGACUGGCAGUGACCACAACCACCCGACCAGUCCUCUGCAGGCUAAACCUCCGGAACUGUCCGAAGAAACAAACCCACCCGCGUCCAUGAAGUUCGUAGCUGCCAACCCUGUAGGUGAUGGUUACAGCAGUUCAGACUCCUCUGACCAGGAGCCAACUACAAGACAAAGGUCUCAGUCGGGAACGUCUCCAGAGGCUCUGAAGGUGGUUGCCCCGCCUCCACCUCCACCCCGCCCCCACCCCUCUCACUCUCGCUCCUCGUCCCUGGACAUGAACCGCACCUUUGCUGCCACAGCUGUUGCAGGACAACCACCAUCCUCUACGAUAGCCUACCCGCCCGCUGUCCCCCCUAGACCGCUACCCACACAGACAUCGGCACCGCACACUGGGCAUCGGGCGGAGGCUGAAGGCACACCAGGGGGCGCUGCUGUGCUUACCAACGCCACCACCUCGCCCCACCAGAUUCCCCAGCAGCCCAACUUUGCAGACUUCAGUCAGUUUCAGGCCUUCGCUGCGUCCGAACAGCCUUCCAGCCUCCCGGAGGUCGAUGUGCACAGUGAGCCCGGCCAGGUGGAGAAGUCGUCGGAAGGAGCCGGCCCUUUAAGAACAGUCAAGAGUGACGGCCAAGCAGACGAGAGAGUCUCAUCUACUGUCAACUCUGUUAAAGCUUCUGGGUCUGGUCCACUUGCGCCUCCUCCAAAGCCCGUGAGGCGAAGGUUGAAAUCUGAAGACGAGCUUCGACCAGAGGACGAGCAACAUGGUCCGCAGAAAUCAAGCGUCAUAGCUGCGGUCCUGGCCACUCAGCCGUCCAUCCCCAGGUCUGUAGGAAAGGACAAAAAGGCCAUUCAAGCUUCGAUCAGAAGAAACAAGGAGACAAACACAGUGUUGGCACGACUUAACAGUGAACUGCAACAACAGCUGAAGGACCUGCUUGAAGAGAGGAUAUCCCUGGAGGUCCAGCUGGAGCAGCUCAGACCUUUCUCUCACCUUUAACCAAGAGUAAACUGCUGUAGUGAAGCAACGCUGUGGCCCUGGGCGGGACUCUCCCCCCCCCCCCCCCCCCCCCCCCCCCAUCCCUCUCUCCUCCUCCUUCUCCUCCUCCUCCUCCCACCAUUUGCCUGGAGGCUCCGUUAAAACUCUUGCGCUCAAUCACACACUUAAUUCACGAUAAAAACCCAGAAGGACCCGAGAGCACCGUCUCACCGCGAGGGUGGAGGAGGGGGCGGGGGGGGAGGAGGAGACUAUACACACUGGCACUUUUUGGAUUUUGGCUAAAGAGAAGUAAGCGUGAGGACGACAGUGACUGAAGAGGCGGCGUGGGGCGUCGGACAAGGCGCUCCGACUGUGACUGCUGUCUCAAGACAAACUGCUAGUGUCUGAUGAGGAAAGUAGGAGUGUGUCCGUCAUGAGUGUGUGUGUGAGAGAGUGAGACCGUGUGUAAUUGUGUUCCUGUUUAUUGACUUGCUUGAAUCUAGCACCGAUGUGUAAAGACUGCGGCACCAAACUCCUCUUCAAAUCAGGCAGAUUUAAAGAAGCAGUUGAGGACCUUUUGUGAAGUACACUUUUUGGCUUUCUUUCAUAGUUUGAGAAGAUCCAUAUCAAUCUUGUAUGUGGUCACAUGCUUAGCUUAGCAUAAAGACUGGAAGCACGGGGAAAAUGCUAACCAGGCUCUAUCCAAAGUUUAAAACUACAACUCUGAAGUUCACUCAUCAACCUGUCUUUGUUUAAAAACUAUAUAUAUAUCUUUGAGUUUAUUAUUAUUUCAAAUAAUCUUGCCAACAAAUCGAUCACUGUUACAUGCUACUACACACUUUAGAGGUUUUGAAAAAAUGAGAAGUUCUACAUGAGGAAUAAACAUCUGACACUGAGCAAGGAAUGUAAAAUGUACCUUUUUUGACUUGGGUUUGGUGGGUUCGGUCUUUCCAUUAAACAUACGGGCUUCUUCUGAACAGGACGUAUUGGUGUUUUUGUGAGGCUUUAAGUGGCCAAAUCAUGGUGAAGGCUUUUUAUUUUUUUUAAAAUUUGAAUUUGAAUUCAGCCCACUCUUGUUACUGCCCCUUGAAGUGUAUAUAUAUAUAUAUAUAUAUAUGUGUGUGUGUGUGUGUGUAUUUUAAUGACAUUAUGUGGUGAAAGAAUCUUUUUUUUUUUUUCCUCAGUAUGUAUAACUGUCCAAGGUUUGAUGUGACUGAAUGUGUUUUUUUUUUUUUAAUGCCAAAUGACUGAACUAUCGCUCUGUUCUGUCACUGCUACGUUUUUCUGUUGUUUUUUUGUUUGUUUUUUAAGAGAGAAGCAACCUCCUUUUUCUCUCGAGUCAUUUACAAACAGUGCAUCAACAUCUCUGCUUUCUUUUAAACACCUCAUUGUCUUUUUUACCUUCGCCUGGCAUUCAUCGAAACAGACUUGAAGGGUUUGAAGCUAAUCUGGCUGCUAGAAGGCAGGAUGCAGCGUCCAUGAAGGAUUGUGCUGCUCAUCGGAGAGAAAUCUUUGAAUCCCCCCCCCAUCAGCAAACACGUGCACAGAUCCAAGCUAAUGGGGCAGAUCAGCGUUGAUAAAGGUUGAAGAUUCCUAUUUUUCCCCCCAAUCAGGCAGUCGGCUCUAUGCAAGCACAUCUCAGACCAACGUUACUUCUGUUUGUGCUACGAUGGUAGCAACUGUGCUAACCGUGUACUCUUUAUCUUCCAGAACACCAUUUUCUGUAUGUUUGUGGUUUCAUUCUUGCCCCCCCCCUCCCCCCCUCCCCAGGAAGAGGGAACUCCAGAGCAGUGUCUUAUCACGACAGCAUCGCAAAUCUGCAAGAUGCAACUCUUGCUGGUCGUAGAUGAAGUUUAACAGGAUUAUAGUCCGAGACCAGUCAGCUGAACGGGAGACCUGAAUGACCCAACUGCACUUUGACCCCCCCCACCCCCCCUCUCCUCCUCUUAUUUCUAUUUCUUACGUUGCAUCCUUCUGCUUUAUUUCAAUUUCAACAGAUGAUAAUUAACCAUUCAAGUUUUGUCCUCUGUACACUUGAGUUUUAUUUGCGCCAGUACCCCGAAAGAUCCGGUCUUGUUUGGUUAAUUAUUAUUUAUAAAUGUUUUGUCUCCAGAGCUUCCUGCGUGUGUGUGCGUGUGUGCGCGUGCGUGCGUGUGAAUGUGAAGGAUCCAUCCUCUACUAAAGCCUUACCCCCCCGACUGGCGUUCAGGUUUCCACGGCGGCUGACUUCCUUGUUGUAUCAAGGGUUGCCUUCUUUUGUUCUGCUGUUGAGUAUGAUGAUGUACUCUGUGUGUGUGUGUGUCUGUAGUCUCCAGACCUGGAACUAACACCAUUUAAAACCGCUAGGUUUGCUAGCACAAGACCUCCCCCAUUCAUCUUCAACCCAAAAGGCGAUCCAGGCAGACAGGAGCAAUCGCAAAGUCUUUGGUGGGAUUUUGAAUGCUAUGUGCUCCCAGAGCUGCGCUGUAUAUUGUAAAUGAUACACACUUUUGAACCCAUAUGUACAUUUGCAUUAAUUGCUGACUAACAGCGAAAGAAUAUUCUAUUUAAUUUCUUCUCUCCUGGCUGUGGGAUCCUAGAUGUUUAACUGCAUGGAUGUACUGUAUCUCUGCAGAGUCAACUAGCAGCUGUGUGAUUUUUACACAAAAAUAAAAACGGCACAAUAUUUUAAAAACGGCUCUUUUGUGUUACGUGUUGACAAAAGCCUCCUUUUCACUCUUCGACAACAGAACCUUCUGCCGAGGUUGCCGCAGUCCAUGAUAUUGCUUUCUGUGCUAUUUUUAAA
Molecule: messenger RNA, 5823 nt
Organism: Pungitius pungitius (ninespine stickleback)
Lineage: Eukaryota; Metazoa; Chordata; Actinopteri; Perciformes; Gasterosteidae
Gene: reps1
Product: RALBP1 associated Eps domain containing 1
Exons: 19
Coding region: 612-3059 (815 amino acids)
Biological process (GO): clathrin-dependent synaptic vesicle endocytosis; endosomal transport
Cellular component (GO): presynaptic membrane; intracellular vesicle; plasma membrane
Molecular function (GO): protein binding; molecular adaptor activity; calcium ion binding
Source: RefSeq, a predicted model, not a curated record